This is a messenger RNA of Phascolarctos cinereus (koala), 1308 nucleotides long. RefSeq names its product T-box transcription factor T (gene TBXT). Gene Ontology annotation, biological process: mesoderm formation; somitogenesis; positive regulation of DNA-templated transcription. Gene Ontology annotation, cellular component: nucleus; chromatin. Gene Ontology annotation, molecular function: RNA polymerase II cis-regulatory region sequence-specific DNA binding; DNA-binding transcription factor activity, RNA polymerase II-specific. The record is from RefSeq and is a predicted model, not a curated record. Lineage: Eukaryota; Metazoa; Chordata; Mammalia; Diprotodontia; Phascolarctidae.
AUGAGCUCCCCCAACACUGAAAGCUCUGGGAAGAGCCUGCAGUACCGAGUGGACCAUCUCCUGAGUGCUGUGGAGAAUGAGCUUCAGGCUGGUAGCGAGAAGGGGGACCCCACAGAAAGCGCGCUGCGCGUCACGCUGGAGGAGAAUGAACUCUGGCUCCGCUUCAAGGAACUCACCAACGAGAUGAUCGUUACCAAGAACGGCAGGAGAAUGUUCCCGGUGCUGAAGGUAAAUGUAUCUGGCCUGGAUCCCAACGCUAUGUACUCUUUUCUACUGGACUUUGUGGCUGCAGACAAUCACCGAUGGAAGUAUGUAAAUGGAGAGUGGGUGCCGGGGGGCAAACCAGAACCACAGGCCCCAAGCUGUGUCUACAUUCACCCAGAUUCCCCAAACUUUGGAGCUCACUGGAUGAAGGCACCUGUCUCCUUCAGCAAAGUCAAACUCACCAACAAACUCAAUGGAGGGGGGCAGAUCAUGCUGAACUCCUUACACAAGUAUGAGCCCCGAAUCCACAUAGUGAGAGUUGGUGGGCCCCAGCGCAUGAUAACUAGCCACUCCUUUCCUGAGACCCAGUUUAUAGCAGUUACUGCAUACCAGAAUGAGGAGAUCACAGCUCUUAAAAUUAAAUACAAUCCAUUUGCAAAGGCUUUCCUUGAUGCAAAGGAAAGAAGUGACCACAAAGAUAUGCUGGAAGAAUCAGGAGACAAUCAACAGACUGGAUACUCACAACGAGGGUGGCUUCUUCCUGGAACUGGUACCCUUUGUCCACCUGCCAAUCCCCAUGCUCAGUUUGGCUCUCCUUUAGCACUCUCUUCUACACAUGGCUGUGAACGGUACCCCACACUGAGGAACCACCGAUCAUCUCCCUAUCCCAAUCCAUAUACUCACCGGAACAACUCUCCAACCUAUUCUGACAAUUCUUCUGCCUGUCUGUCCAUGCUUCAAUCCCAUGACAACUGGUCCAGUCUUGGAAUGCCCACCCACACCAGUAUGCUACCCAUGAGUCAUAACACUGGCACAUCUCCAGGUUCUAGUCAGUAUCCUAACUUGUGGUCAGUGAGUAACAGCACGAUCACACCAGUGGCUCAGUCAGCAGGGAUGUCCAAUGGGCUGGGCGCUCAGUUUUUGCGGGGCUCCACUGCACACUACCCGCCCCUGCCCCAUGCGGUUUCAGCCUCCUCUUCCUCUGGAUCUCCGCUGUACGAAGGCAGUGUCUCAGCCACAGAUAUCCCUGACAGCCAGUAUGAUGCUUCAGCACAUGCCCGCCUCGCAGCUUCGUGGACACCUGUAUCACCACCUUCCAUGUAA